Molecule: messenger RNA, 1381 nt
Organism: Arachis ipaensis
Lineage: Eukaryota; Viridiplantae; Streptophyta; Magnoliopsida; Fabales; Fabaceae
Source: RefSeq, a predicted model, not a curated record
GAUUUGAAAGCAACAUCAUAAUAUUAAAUAACUAACAUAUCUUCACAUGAUUCAUGAUUGAUCUAAAGUCUGUAAAGGAAAAUAAAAUAAAAUAAAAUAAAAGGGCUAGUGACCCUAAGUGCCUAACUUUGUCAUUGCAAUACAUCCUUAUUUUUUUUUUAACUUUUUUUUUUAAUAUAUAAAUGUCUUAUUUUCUUCUUUAUAUAUAUUCAUUCUGCUUUGUGACACACACAUACAAAUCAUUCCCACUUUCCUGUACAAAUGAUCAUAGAUCUCUUACCAACUCUCAUGGCGAAUUCUCUACUCCAUGAACCUCAGAAGCUCAUCAUUGAUACUGACCCUGGAAUUGUUGGUAGACCAAUUAUAAUAUUAUAAGAAUCUCUCCAAAUAAUUGUCAUGAUGAAUUUUGGCCCCCUUUUUUUUUUUAAAUAUGAAGAUGAUAGCAUUACAAUUAUGAUGGCAUUUGAGAGUCCAGAGGUGGAGAUCAUAGGCAUGACCACCAUUUUUGGUAAUGUUACUACACAAGGUGCCACACACAAUGCUCUUCUUUUGUGUGAGCUUGCAGGACAUCAAAAUGUUCCAGUAGCUGAAGGCAGCCCUGAACCACUUAAGGGUGGAAUUCCUAGGGUUGCUGAUUCAAUUCAUGGUUCUGAUGGAUUGGGGAAUAUGUUCUUGGCACCACCAAAAACUAAGAAAAUUGAUAAGUUUGCUUCUGAAUUUUUAGUGGAGAAAGUUUCAGAAUAUCCUGGUCAAGUAUCUGUUCUAGCACUUGGACCUUUAACAAACUUAGCUUUGGCCAUCAAAAGGGAUUCUUCUUUUGCAAGCAAGGUGAAGAAAAUAGUUGUACUUGGUGGUUCUGUUUUGGCCUUAGGGAAUGUUAAUCCUGCUGCAGAAGCAAAUAUCUAUGGAGACCCAGAAGCAGCAGAUAUUGUGUUUACCUCUGGAGCUAACAUUGUUGUUGUUGGAUUAAACAUUACAACCCAAAUCAAAUUCACAGAUGCUGACCUCCUUGAAUUGAAGGAAUCCAGAGGAAAGUAUGCACAUUUAUUGAGUAACAUGUGCAAAUUCUACAGGGAUUGGCAUGUUAAUUCUGAUGGUUUCUAUGGAAUUUUCCUUCAUGACCCUGUCUCUUUUGUGGCGCUUGUGCACCCAGAUUUAUUUACUUAUAAGAAGGGGGUAAUGAGAGUAGAGACACAAGGCAUUUGUGAGGGACAUACAAUUAUGGACCUAGGACUAAAAAAAUGGAAUACAAGUAAUCCAUGGACAGGUUAUUCUCCAGUUUCAGUUGCUUGGACGGUGAAUGUUGAUGAAGUUCUUCGUUUUAUUAAGGAAAGACUCAUGAAAUCAUGAUUCUACAAAGAAUCAAUCAAUAUAUAUAUAU